Messenger RNA from Mercenaria mercenaria, 2349 nucleotides. RefSeq names its product cardioacceleratory peptide receptor-like. NCBI's taxonomy places the organism in Eukaryota, Metazoa, Mollusca, Bivalvia, Venerida, Veneridae. Gene Ontology annotation, cellular component: membrane. The transcript has 10 exons. The record is from RefSeq and is a predicted model, not a curated record. The coding region runs from base 597 to 2297 and encodes 566 amino acids. Gene Ontology annotation, molecular function: neuropeptide receptor activity; vasopressin receptor activity. Gene Ontology annotation, biological process: G protein-coupled receptor signaling pathway.
UCUAUAUCGGUAAUUCUCUGCUAGGCAUGAAUAUUAUAAGAACUGUUUUCGUGAUGAUGAAAGGAAACUCUGCUGAAAUGCUGAAAAACUUUUCAUACAUAAUACUCUUAAAGUCUGAAGAGACUUUCCAUGUAUUAUAUUUUCUUAAUUUGGACAAAUAUGUGGAUUUAUAACUUUCGUGUCGUUCUUGAUUGAAUCAAGUUUUAAGAGACUUGAAAUUGCUCUGUUGUUUAGAAAAAAAUAAUACAAAUACAGUGAUUCAAAAUGGUAAAACAGAAUUUAUUUGCGAGAAUUUAAUUUAAAUGAAGACAAAUAAGUAUACUUACAGAUUUCUUAUGAAGCAGAUAUAAAAUGUUUUUAGGAAAAUAUUUAAAAAUGAUAUCUUGUUAUUUAAAUAUUACUGAAAGAAUUAGAGAAGAUAUAUCAUGAAAAUUUUACUUUAAUCCGGAAACAAAUACAAAAAAAAAAAAAAACGAGUGUAAAAACUAACUUGUAAUAAAUGUACAAUUCCACGUAAUUUAUAAUAUUAAGAAAAGCAUUGGACUAAGUGGAAAUCGUAAUUGUCUCAACAAAAAAGUUAUAAUCAUAAUUACAAAAUGGAAGUCACAAAAUCCUCGGUCUUAAACUGCACAGGAUACUCGUGUCAAAAUGACACGAUGUUAAAUUUAAUUUCCAUAAAUGACACUUAUGCGGAUUAUUUCUACGUUGAUAUUGAUGUCACUUUUUGGCAGGUGCCACAACUGAUCAUCCUCAUUGUUCUCUUUGUGUUUAUCGUCUUUGGAAAUGUCUGUGUCCUUGUUGCCAUUGGGUUGUCUAAUACAGGACGAAAAACUAGGAUGAAUUUCUUCAUAGUGAAUUUAGCAAUUUCUGACUUGACAGUUGGAGUCUUUCAUGUCACAGUAGAUAUUGCCGAACGUUGCCUUGUUGAAUGGUAUGGGGGACCUGCGCUCUGCAAAAUUGUCAGAUUCCUUCAGGUGCUGGUGGUGUAUGCUUCAACAUUCAUGAUAGUGUCAUUAAGCAUUGAUAGAGUGGAUGCUAUCGCUAGACCAAUGAACUUUACUAGAAAAGCGACUACUGUGAGAGCUCUAGUAAAUACAGCCUGGAUUGCAUCUGGUGUGCUGUCAGUACCAUCAUUUCUGCUGUUUGAUACAUAUGAUCAUACCAGCGGAAAGCAGUACUGCAUCAUGAAUUUACACGAAACUUGGCACUGGCAGCUCUAUACAACACUUGUAGCAUUAACAGCCUUUAUUAUCCCUGCCCUUAUUAUCAUCGUAUGCUAUGGUAUCAUUAUUUUCGUCAUCUGGGACAAAGGGCGUGGCUUCCAUAAUGCUUUCAAUGCUUCCACGUGUCGAAAUACACCUUCGAAUAAUGAUCACUGCUAUAAGUUUGAAAGCGUGCAAGGUUGCAGAAGACUGGAUCUAGAAUUUCAAGCGGCUGACGGUGGAAAUAAAGGCAUCAUCCCUCAGGCAAAAAUAAAGACUAUUAAAAUGACACUCAUAAUUGUAUGCGUGUUUGUGUUUUCCUGGUGCCCCUAUUUUGUAUUCAACUUGACUGAUGUCUACUCAAAUUCGAACCAACCAAAAUCUUCUACACAUUAUGCCGUGACGUCACUGGUCCAAAGUCUAGCUCCUAUAAAUUCAGCGGCUAAUCCUAUUAUAUAUGGAAUCUUUGGAACCAGCAUAUGCCAAAAUCUGAGGCGUAUUCCGUGUAUUGGUUCUGUGUACAAGUGGUUUUGUCAGUGUCGAAUAAAACGGAGGAAUUUCACCUUUCGCAGCUCACAACGUACUUCAGAGCAAACUAAUAUUGACGUCACAUCCUGUAAAUAUGUCUCGGUGUCAAAACAAGGCUAUCGAUAUCUUUUAAAAUCUAAUCCAAAAUACAGAGAUAUGCAUAACCUAAUUGGUCGUAUUUCAUCGCACACGCCGAAUAUUGCCUCGCAAAAUGGAACAAUUAUGAAAACAGAAAAUCACGUGACUCACAAUGAAGCCAUACCAAUUGUUCCAACUUCUGAAUCCAAAUGUUUCUAUCGCCGACGACCGUCUGGUUUACCCCUAGUUAACAGAAAAAUGACAGCUCAGGAGACUAUUCUCUUAGAAACAUACAGAUCCAAAGGUGAGAAGAAUUGUUCUGAGAGUGAUGUUCCAAUCGAGGAUGAACCUGAAAAUAAGGUACAUGUAAACGGUGCCAAUAGAAGUAGAAAUAAUGUGUCUGAACAUGGACGCUUAAAUGAUGUCUAUGGAUCGCAAUUCGCUAUAAUAGAAGUUGGAAUCGACGUUGAGGCAACAGUGUGUGUUUGAUUUUCGAAAUGUUCUUUUCAAUGAAUAUAACAUACAUUUUCCUUACAAAUAA